Molecule: messenger RNA, 14517 nt
Organism: Pararge aegeria (speckled wood butterfly)
Lineage: Eukaryota; Metazoa; Arthropoda; Insecta; Lepidoptera; Nymphalidae
Product: bromodomain adjacent to zinc finger domain protein 2B-like
Exons: 55
Coding region: 545-8311 (2588 amino acids)
Molecular function (GO): DNA binding; protein binding
Source: RefSeq, a predicted model, not a curated record
GUCACCAGUCUUUGUGCGCGACAAUUAUCAUUCUGAUCGAUUCGGUCCGCGCGGGGGUGUGCAGCCGGCCCGUUUUAUAUCUUUUGUUGUUUUGUAACGCUGCUAAAUCAAUAAUUUUAGUGGCGGCUACUCGGCUAGCGGCCAUCGUUGUUCUUAAUUCAAACACUUUGACGUUCCAAAUGCUUUGCAAGCUUUAGGUGUUUUAUCGUGUAAAUACCACAGUACAGUUAGAUAAACGAGGUUCUUUGUAUGUAACGUCUUUGAAUCGCAAAUAGGCGUGCGAAAGUUAUUUCGUUGUGUGUAUUUCUAAACUGUAAUCGAAAUUCUACAGAUAAUCUGUUCUAAGUGUCGACAUUUGCUAACAAGCGUAAAGAUUAUAUCGGAUUAGUAGGAGCUGGUGACCGAAAUGUGUGCAAAGUGACAAUGUGUUGUUGUGUGAGUGCAGUGCAGUGAAGUGACAUGCGGUGAAGUGAAGUGGUCAUCAUGGCAGCAUCCGAGACUGGGAGCCGGGGUUCUGAAUGAUAGCUACCACUGAAGGUGUGGUAUGGACAAGGAGAACGGAGAGGGUGACGCGGCAGCCAAGCAGCCGACUGACGGACUGCUCGACCCGUCUGGACUCUUCGGAGCGUACUGGGGGCGCGAUGGAGCUGGUGGUGGCGCGGCGGCCCAGGCGCAAGCGCAGGCGCAGGCCCAGGCAGCGCUGUUCGGCUUUGGUUCUCGCUACCCACCGCCCACCACGCUCGGCGUGGCAGCCAACCAGGCCGCCUCGCUUGGACUCCACCCCGCUGCCAGCGCGGCAUGGUGGUCGAUGGCAUCCCACCUUGCCGCUCAGGACUACCUCGCGAGGCUGCAGGCAUCAGGGCUCAACUUCCCUCACCUCGGAGACCCUUAUGCCGCCCUUUCGGCACUGUCGGGUUCCAGCAUGAAGCAACCUUCCAAACCUGUUAAGCAGUCCAGUAGAAAUGAUAGCAGGUCGAAUCGUAGCAGUAACUCAAGCGUGUCCGCGAAGGAGAAGAGCCCGUCCACCAGUACGUCCAGUUCACAACCCAACAUGGCUGAUUGGGGGUCCACAUAUGGUUUCCCGAAAACGUCUUCUCCAUCAACAAUGCCCUCACAAUCUCUCUCCAGUUUGGCUUCCCUGAACAACCUUGCUCAGCAACCACUACACUCCAAGCCCAGCAAGCAACCGCAACCUCCUCCACCUAGAAAGAGUUCAUCUUCGUCAAAGGAGAAAGAGCGCGAUGUAUCGCGGGGCGAUCUAAUGUUACAUGCAGCACAUUCAGCGUAUCACGCCGCUUUGGCUGCAGCAAAGGGAAAGAACAUGUCAUCCCUAUACCCAUUUGGAGUGGGUGGUUCAGAGAAAGACAGGCGCAGUGGAAUAGAUGCACUAACAGGGUUGCCGCAUACUAUACUAAGUGCUGCAUUGGAAGGAGGUGAUCCGUCGUCAGUGUUGGGAGGGGUGAGACUGCCUCCCGACACCGAGAUCAUCAAGUAUACUUCCUCAUUAGCAGGGCCUAAGUCUGCACCCGGUACCACGAAUCGCGGACGCAAAAAGACGAUAUCAUUAGAUCCCCCACACGUGUCGGUGCAUCCGCCCGCCCCCACGAAACGGCAGAAAGUGGAUGAAUACGGAAACUCCCGAUCAUCUGUGGAGGUGAUCCGAUUGCCCAACAAGCCGGAUCGGGGAGGCGCGAACUCCAUUUCCGGUACACCCCCUCCUAACAUCUCGGAUUACACGGGUAUAUCUCGAGAGCUCUUACAGACGAUCGCCAGUCAAAGUGGAGUUAGUUUAGCGGCGCUGGAACGUCAGUUGGCAGGCUCUACGGCGGCGGCGGACUCUGGUUUAAACCUGAGCACGAAGUCCAACAAUAGUUCGGAAGAUACGCCCAUGGAUCUUGGCUUAAAGGACGAUGACGCACCUCUAAACCUGUCCUUGAAACCUACACCACCGAGUGCGCAAGCAUCGGACGCGCUGUCGCGCCUGACAUCGCUAAGCAGUUCCCUGAGCGCAUCCAAUGAUAGGAUAUCUCGACGCAAACCGGGCGCAAAGCCUCGUCGUGUAGCCCCAGAAAUAAAUACCCAUGUGGCGGAUUCACCGCGACCCAAGUCUAGUGGCAGCGAGGAUAGUGAAUCAGUUUCCACCUGGCCCUCGAGAGAAGGCAGACCUCGAAACCUUGGACGCGGGGUCAGUAAACCCAAGAAGAACACCGUAGCGUCAUUGCUAGCGCAGAGCAGAGCCCUAGGACUUCGACCCGCGCUCGCGCAACAGCUCCUAGCUGAAACUGACCUGGACAAAUUACGUGCGCUUCUUGGCGAGACCGUGAGUACGGACUCUGAAUGUCCUUCAGACAGCAACCCCUCAGAUUCAGAUGCAAGCGAUGGUGGAAGGCGACAAAACGACUCGCAGUUACGAUUGCCACUUGCGCUUGGUUGGAAACGGGUGACAGUGAUCAAAGGGCUAUCACGAAAUUGCAACAUUAAAGGCGACGUGUCCUACACACCCCCAGAACCUCAUGGAAGCUUACAGAUCAAAUCUGCGCAUGAAUUGCAUACAUUCCUAGAAGCAAAUCCCAGUCCACCCUUGUGUCGGGACAACUUCAGUUUAAGCGCCCGCACUGUCCUGGGGGAAUACAUACAACCGUCUCCGGACAAUACAGAGCCGCUUGUGUUCAAUGAAGCUGAAAUUACUAAACGGCUAGAUGAAGCUAGAACGGUCGCCGCUCUUAGUGGUCGGCCUACCCCGCCGCCUUACGAACGUCGCAUGGAGCUGGCGAGAAGGCAGCAAGCCGCCAGAGAAGCCAGAAAAGAUGCAGGGGUCCGGGGGAGAGAUCAGGCUCGCCUAGUACGAGAUUAUGAAAGAUCAGAAAAAGCGGAAUAUGUUAAGCGAGAGAAGGAAGCGCGCAGUCAGCAUUUAUUAGAGCAAAUCAACAAGAACCGGUCCCAGCUUACAAUCGAGGCGUUACCAACACCGAAAGGUUUAGACGAAUGGAAAAUGCCCGAAAUUGUCAUGGGACCCGCCACUAAACCGAAUAAAGAUAGGACUAUGCCACAAAUAAGCUUGUCUCUUAUACCUGUUAGUGGUUUAAAAGAGAAUACGCCAAUCAAAACAAUGAAUUUAGACCAUAAUUGGAAAGAAAAUGAAGAAUAUAACGCCUUAGAUAAAAUGAAAGAUUUCGCAGAGAAAGCAGCUUUUGAUCUCCCAAAAAGACAAAACGACAAAUAUUUUGACUUCACGUUAGUAAAAACUCCUGAUAAAAGAAAACCGGAAAAGGAGAAUAAUCUAGAAAAACUAAUAGAAACUUAUUCUAGAAUAUCUGAGUUUAUAAAUGGCUGCAAUUGGUCCAAAAUUGAGGAUGCCAAAAAGGACGAUCCAAAAAGUUUAGAACAAAAGUAUUUAGAUGCGAAAAAUGAAUUUAUGACCCAAAAUCUUAUGUUGAUACCUAAAGAUAACCAAAAAUCGAUCUUAAAAGAUGUUAUAGACUUAAGUGGCGAAGACGACAUUUUAACAGAUCUCAUAACUAAAAACAUUAGCAAAGGAACAUUUAAUGUUGGAAAAGAUGGAGCAUUAUCAAUAUCGGUUCAACCAAUGGGGAAGGACGUAAGUCCGGCUAAAAAGAGGAAACAGGACGACUUAGAGAAGCAGAAAAUUGAAGAGCAGGUGAAGAGGCAACAGGAAAGGGAGAUUAAACGACAGCAAUCAAUGCUUUUAAAAGAACAGCAAAAGUAUAUAACCGAGGAACGCGAGAGAAGAAGGCAGCACACUACGUUCAUACGCCAAUUGGACUCCAGAAGAAGAUGGGAAGACAGGGAGAGAAGAAAACACCAGAACCUUCUUGACAGGCUGCUGGUCAAAGAGAAGAAGUUGCAGCAGAGAAGGAAAGAAAUGGAACUGCUGUCUGAAUUGAGGCGACCCCAGGAAGAUUCGUCGCUAUCAGAUCAGAAAUCUCUGCCGGAGUUGUAUAGAAUACCUGGUCUUAAAAUACCGGGGCAAGCCAUGGCAGACUUGUUGCAAGUGUUCGAGUUUCUGCAUAACUUUGGACAGGCGCUUGGUUUUGAAGUUGAAUCCCUACCGACCUUGAACUCAAUGCAAUUGGGUCUUAUACCCAACUGCGAUCAGGAUGCGGAAGAUGAACUGCUGAGUGUGCUGACCAGGCUACUCGUCAUUGCUAUUGAGGAGCCGGGUAUUCCCCAUCCGGGGCGACACACCACGUUGCUAGGACACGCGCUAAGAUUGGCUGAACUGACUCCCGGCACUUUGAGCGAAGUUCUGCGCAUAUAUCUGUAUGCGAACGCAACAGCUGAGAUAAAAGCUCUUACGGGUCUAACGGUAGAAAGGGAGCGCGAUCGCAGAGUGGCUGAUCAUCAUCAGAGCGACGCAGAAAUGCAACUCACCUGCUCUACCACUAAGAACGGGACCUAUUACGAACAUCUGCACAACAACGCAACAUAUAAACUAUCUGAGUUGCUCCGCGACAAGCCUUUCGUCGCUCUUAACCCGUCCAGCAAGGCGCGAAUACUUGCGCGAGUGUGCGACGAGUUGCUGCAGAGUCGUGCUGUGUUGCGACAACUAGACGCAUCGCUCGACCACCUCGCACAGUUGCGCAGAGACCGCUACCUGCUUGACACUAAGAUACGCAAAGUACGCGUGCUUCAGCAGCGCAAAGCACGCGCGGAAGCCACGGAGAGGCAACAGGCACUUGCUCUGGAGCGCAUGCAUAGGCUCGUUGACGACUCCUCUCACCAUGCCAGUACAGAUACCGAAAAGAGCGAAACACCAAAAAAACGAGACAAAGAAUCCUCCCCGCACUCGGAUGACAAACCAAACACUCCAUCCCCAUAUAAGGACACCCCAGAUGAGAGUGACAAGGAAUUGUCACCCUUGAAGGAGCUCUCCAGCAGUAUGGGCGAGAAGGAGAUGCUAAACAACAAUAAGGACGAAUGUUCCCCGCACGCAAAGACAGAUAAGGAUAGCGUUAUGGGCGACUGCGAUGCGGUACUCAGCGAACCUGAAAGCGAGGGGACUCAGCCCGAAGAGGAUGAAGACAAGAACCUUUCAUCAGAGGAACUAGCAAAAAAGUUGGAGAAGCUUGUCCGGCAAUCCGAACAACAGCUCAUUGCGUUAGCGGCUGGAUCGCAUGCGCUCAGAGCUACGUGCUACGGGCAAGACAGAUACUGGCGUCGAUACUGGUCUCUCGGUAAAUGCGGCGGCGUAUUUGUAGAAGCGAUGGAGUCAGCUCAACCGGAAAUACUAGACUACCAGGCCAAAUUAGAAGAGGCUGCAACUGAUCCAGCGCCCAAGAUAAAGAAAGUUAAAGAAAAAACUGAACUGGACCCAGAACCAGAAGCAGAGGAACAAGAGCCAAGUCGUGAAGAAGUGGAUGAGGAAGCGCGGGCACUAGAACUAAGGAGUAUAAAGAACGAGCUGAACCUUAGUGACAGAACGCAGAUUAUUAAAUACGAGCCCAAUGUCACGCACGGCGCUUGUAAAGUUGAAGGUUCAAUAAAAAUGGAAGAGAAGUAUAUCCAACAGCAGCAAAGCCACGAGGAAGAAGACAUGCUCGAUAUAGAAGACUCCAUACCGACCGCGUUUUUGGUACAAAAGCCAACGCACAAGCCAAUGUUUGCCACUCAAGCUGAGCCAAUGGAUAAGCCGCAAGAGAUAAUAAAAGUUGAAAACAUGGUUAAAACAGAAGAAGAAGAAACAGAGGAAAAUAAGGACAAUCUAGUAAACAAUUUGGAAGAACUGCGCAAAUUGGCGGAAGCCGUAUCCUCGCAACUCGAUGCAGCCAAAAAGGCGGAAUCAGAAAAGUUAGAGAAUGAAGCCAAGAGCGUAAAAAUGGAGCCCGAAAUUAAGAGUGAAAUCAUGGAAACUGACUCUGCUCACGCAAUUUUAUAUACCAAAAUACUUGAAGGCAAAUGGUUUUCCAUACUUCGACACGAAAGUUCAUUCUUAACUAGUAUUAAUGAGGAGAAGACGUCUGAUAUACCCGUAUUCUGUGACAAUGAACACACUUGUACAGAAGUAAUCAACUGUCAAGGUCAUAAAUGGGAUGUGUCGAACAAUUUGCACUUGUUGAACGACCCUAGUUUGUUCACGCUGAACUCUAUGGUAACUAGCGUCCAAGUGCCGUCGAAUAUUGUGUACACUGAUUCUAGUUUGACCAUGUCUGGUUUGGAUCAGGAAAUGUUGGACAAUAGUUUAAUUAAAAAUAGUGUUCCGGAACCCGAGGUGGAAGAGGAAUGUAAAGAACAGGAAAACGACCUUGAAAAGGAACUUCAAGCAGAUGCAGCCAAAGAGCUAGCCAUACAAAAGGCUAAAGCGUCAAACCUGUCCAGCUUAGGACUUCUGAACUUCAACGCACUGUCAACUUACGUGACGUGCGACAGCCCGCCACCGAUACAGAUGUCGCCUGAGGAGUUGGAGCAGUUGGAACACUGUAAGAUGCAUGGCAUGCCUGUGAAGAUCGAGGGGAGUUAUGUGCCCAAGGAUCUGAGAUACGGCUGGUGGCGUAUAACUGAAGAAGAACAACUGAAGCAUUUGUUAGACUCGUUGCAUCCGCGCGGAGUUCGUGAGCGAGAGCUACACGCAGCGUUCAUACACCAUCUGGCUACGCUUAAUAACAAGCUAUACAUAGACCACGGUGACGGGGGCAGUCAGCUGUGCGCCACGCCGGCGGAGCGGCUUCUGGCGCAGAGUGGCGGUUACCCGACUCCAGAUGAGCCCAACACAUUCUGCGCUGUUACCGCUAGACGAGUUGACAUGCAACUGUUAGCUACAGUGGAGGCAUUAGAAGAACGUGUGGCAGCGGCAUCAAUACAAGUCAAAGGUUGGCGCGCCACUCGUCUCGUACUACCCUCAUCUGCGACCGGAGCAGAAAUAGUAGCCCGAGCCAGACACAAGCUCGCUUCCCUCGAAGCUCACAUCGAGAGGCGGUACCUAAAACCGCCACUAGUUCAGAGAUUCAAUAGUAGGACACCUAUAAUGGAAGACCCUAUAACACAAAGCACGACGGAGGCGACACUGGGUGCUGCAGUGAUGCAAGGCGAGCACGGGAACGCACCGCCGACAUCGCCCCACCCCGAUACCCCUAGUGAAACCAAGAAUGAUAACAAGGGUAUAGCCCGCGGGCUAGCCACGUGGCGCGAGGCGGUCUCCCGGUGCAACACGUCUGCACAGUUAGCCAUGUUGCUGCAAGCUCUCGAAUCGGCGAUUGCCUGGGACAAGAGCAUUAUGAAAGCUAACUGCCAGUUUUGUUUGUGUGGUGACAACGAAGACCAGUUGCUUCUGUGCGACGGUUGUGAUAAAGGAUACCAUACCUAUUGCUUCAAGCCACGGAUGGAAAAAAUACCGGAGGGAGAUUGGUAUUGCUGGGAGUGCGUGAAUAAAGCGCGAGGCGGCGGGCGCGAGCGAGUGUGCAUCGUGUGCGGAGGCGCGGCGCGCGGGCGUGCGUUGCCGUGCGCACUAUGCGUACGCGCCUUCCACCUGGACUGCCACUACCCGCCGCUGUUGAAGAUGCCGCGAGGAAAAUGGUACUGUUCGCAGUGCAUCUCCCGAGCGCCACCGAAGAAGCCUCGAAAAAAUACCAAACGAGACAGCAAGACCAAGGACACGAGUCGCGAGAACAUUGACAUCGACGCGUCCAUGGUGCCCAGUCCGGCGGCUUCCCACGCCUCUACAUCUACAACAGCGGAAGAGCCCCCGCGGGCUCACACCCCAGAUAAAGAACACGACAAACUGGACGAACCUCUGGCCGAACCGCCCGUGUCCGCACAGGCUUCCGAGCCGGAGAAUGGCAUCAACCACGACACUGUGGUACCAGAAUUACCGCCAGACGAAGGUCCGCCGGCCGAGAAGCGUCGAGCCCUACAGUUCGUAGCUGGCAAUGGGGCACUUCAACACGACGAGAGCGAUUUAGUCGACGGCCCUAUGGAAGAACCUGAAUCUGACAACGUGCCACUACUCUCGCGUGCCAAAAAAGAGAAAACCAGUGCCAAGAAACAACUCAAAGAAAUGCAGUUUUGCAAAAACCUCCUCUGCGAGAUGGAGUGCCACGAGCACGCUUGGCCGUUCCUGGUGCCCGUCAACACAAAGCUGUUCCCGCAGUACAAGAAGGUUAUCAAGUGUCCCAUGGACUUGUCUACAAUCAAGAAGAAACUACAUGAUUCUGGAUACAAAUGCAAAGAAGAAUUCGCUUCAGACGUUCGUCUGAUAUUCAGCAACUGCGAAGUUUUCAAUGAAGACUACAGUCCCGUGGGUAGAGCUGGUCAUUUCAUGCGGCAGUUCUUCGAAGAGCGUUGGUUGCUUGCCUGACAUAGCGCUGCAACUUCGAACACUUAUACUGAUGAAAGUAUGGAAACAGUUCAGUCAAGUGAAUUACAACCACAGAAAAGUGAACUAAAUGUACAGUAAAGUGCAUUUUAAUCACAGUAAAGUGUACCUAAAGAGAAUUAUAACUUAAAUAAAGUUAAUUAAGACCUCUAAGUGAAUUACAAUGAAUAACAGGCUUAUGCGUGUCGACUUACGUCGGAUAGUACCUAAUAUUAUCAAAUUACACAAAAUGGAAUAUCUUAUGUCCUUACUUAACUAAGAAAUAAAUGAGUAAUAUGUCUCUCUAAUCGCAUAACAAUAAUAAUAAUUUACGUCAUCCAUGAACCCAAUUCAAGAACAUUCUUAAUACAUAAUUAUAACAUGCUCAUUGGAGUCUUCAGUAAUUCCACCAGUCAGACCCAAUCUGGAGAAGUUGUAGAUGUAUUGAAGAUUCAAGUCCCAGUGGAGCUGUUUUCAGCCCAGUGAUCUGUGUAAAGUAAUGCAUUGGUGACCCCAAACAGGAACUUGGUAUUUGACUAUAGAAGAAAGACUUUUGACGGCUUGGAGGUGUUCACAAUCUGUGGGUCCAGUGACACAAGCAGACUCAAGCAGGUUUUUACCUAUAACAGAGUUAAAUCCUGUUACAUCCUCGGAAUAACCAUAUUAAAUAUAUUACUCUUAUCUCAGAAAAUGAUCUAUAGAUACAGACAUAAUUUUUCUGAGAAAAGUGUGUUUGUAUUGUAUCAUUUAUUGUAUCUCGCCAUAGACUCUAGAGUAGAUGCAUUGAAUGAUGCAAUGCAAAUAAUAACUAGUUAUUUAUGCAAAAAAAGCAUUUCAUAUUAGACUCUAUUGUCACCUAACAUCAAGUGAACCUAAGAAAGGAUGUAGUCAUAUUAUUUAUACGAGUUACUCAUUUUGAUUAGUAUAGGAUUAUGACUUGCGUACAUUCCUUAAAAGAAAAUUUGACUUUAAGACCUGAUUUUUGGUCUAAACACAUGUGGAUAGGUCUCAAAAAAUGUUUGCGUAGACAGAAUGUAUAUUGGGAAUCUCAUGUAAAAAAUAUAUGUGAUUUUAUUGUUAGGUUCAGGCGCAUAGAUAUGCUUAAUCGUGUAAAUGAAUUAUGGUUACAAUUUAAAUGCAGUACUGAUGUCAGGGAGCUUUUAAAAUCAAGUACAGAGUUUGGUGAAGCGAAAUCCGAGAUUUGGGAGUUAUUGAUUACAAAUCCUAUUAGAGGGAAUAUGGUUGCAUCUAAUUCUGACACAACACACACUUAGCCUGAAGGCAAAGGGAAUUUUGGUAAUUUUUAAAUUAGAAAAUAUACUCUUAAUUUGCAGCAGGUUGUGUAAAACUGUAAAUAACUUGUAUCCACAUUCAACAAAUAUUUUAGGACAUUAAUGAUCAAAUAUUAAACAAUUUGAGGAUAGCCCCUAUAUUGAGUCGUAUCACCCAACUCAUUACUGAGGGUCUCCUUGAAUCAAAAAAAAGUUUAAGAAUAAGAAUAAAAACGGAUGUCAAUGUUUUUCAUUAACUAAAAUCGCAUAUACAUUUAUUGCGAACUGUAAAAUUUAUAUUAAAAAGCCAUACCCAACUUGAGCUGUGUUUGGAAGAAAAGGGCUUGUAUCCAAGCAUUUUCUCAUUUAAAAAAAAAGUAUUUCAUUUUCAUGAUUGGCUGUAUCUAUUUGACUGGGAUAUAUCUAAAAAAUGGCGACGCACAUCCUUGUUGAGUGUAAUUUGUAUUUAAUGUAGCCAACUGUAAAUAUUAGUGUUUAAAGGUUUUAAAAGUAUUAGGUGGAUAUAUUUCUAAGUAUAUCUAGUGAACUUUACGUCAAUGUCAUGUUUUUUCGAAUAUUAUUUUUGUCCUAUAAGUUUUGCUUAGCAACGAAUUCAAUAAGAAACUCUAAAGGCUCACUUAUAUAGAGAUAUUUUCUUGCCUCUUCUAUGAUGAGAAGUUGAAUGGUAUUAUGAGUAAACCAUUAUUUUUAGAACAUGGUUUAUUAUACUUAUGUUUAUUGUGGAUAUAAAACUGAAGAACUAUUAUUUUUUUACUGGCUUAAAAAACAAGUGUUGAUAAAUUUGAUAGUAAUUAUUGUAUAUCACUUCUUAUUUCCAUCUUAACUCAAAAUCAGUUUAUUUUAAGGAUAAAAUUUUAUUCAGGUAUGCAGGAUAGAACCCCUUAACAGGGUACAGUAAACCCCUUAUUAUCAGUUCAGCAGUUUUAGAAAAGGUAGCAAUUUCAAUAAUUAGUAGUUAGUUAUUGAUUUAAGGUUGAUUAAUAAUAUUCAUUCCUGCUUAACGCUAUAAUAAUAUUAUGUUAACCUCACGCCGCAUAACGGGCGAUAAAUUAUCUCCGUGUAAAUGAGCCUUACCGAAACUCUGAUUGUUUCGUCUUUCUCUGCAUUUUUAAUAACUGAAUUGGCCAGUUGUAAGUUUAGUAGAGAUGUAAAUGUAUUUGGAUGUAAAAAACUUAUAUUAAUAUUGUCUACUUCAAAAUUGUAUGUAAAAAUGUUCCAAUCCAAUUUGUUCCAUUUUCAAGGUUUACGUGUCUGCACCCUAUUGUCGAUAUAAGUAAAAUCUCGCGCACAAAAUCAUCAAUAAAAGAUGAGUCCAAAUAUAUAGAUGAUCUAAUUUACAUUAGACUAUUUUUUUGUAACUCUAAUUUUUAUUUUUCACGAAUUAACCCUGAAGAAUAUCAAGUUAACAAAAAUUUUAAAACUUAAUUUCUAAAUUUCCAAUUUCUUGAAUUUUAGCAAAAUGGAUUGAGGCAUCUUAAAAAACAUAGACGGAGUAUAGAAUCAGUAGUAUUGUUUCCUGUGAAUGGUUCUGACCGGGUUACACUGUAUUGUAACAACUUGUUAUAAUACGUAUUGUAUUUAAAAAAAAAUAAUAAGAAUUUAAUCUGAUAUAAUAUAUUCUAUUUGAAUGUGUAUAUUGACCUCAGAGUAUCGAAAAGCUAGAAAUAUCCUACAACAUUACACCUCAAGACGCUAUUAGGUCGACGUUCUUCCACUCCUUUUGGCCCCCCGGUGAACCUAUUGCAACCUUUAUGAUGGUUAUCAGAUACAAACAAUCCGAAAAAAAAGCAAUAUUUCAGCUUACUACAAUUUCUCGUAAGCAAAUUUUCCCAAUUCUUACCUUAAACCGUUAUUCUACACCGAUCCACCGCGUCGCAACGAAUAAACAUACAUUUACAUUUUACUCUACCUGCAGCCAGUUAAAAUUUGGUGAAACAAAACUGUUCAUUUAGAACUACGGCAAAUUUAAAAUAAAAUGUACCAUUGAAAGUAAGCAAAAGUUCCAUUCUACGCUGAUGCUUGCGGUGCAUGCAACCUAUAUAAUUAUCUUUUAGUAAUAGUACUUUAAGUUUCUAUUAUGUUCUAUACUCUGAGGUCCCGGUCGGAACCGACUAUACUUCGCUAAAAUAUAGUAUAGAAGAAAAGGAUUAAGUGUAGAUUAGGCCUAAAUUGGUAAAUGACAAUUCUGGUUGUUAAAAAAAUUAUGUCUAUAAAAUAUAAAUUGUGUAAAAACAUCAGUCACUAAAUUGCAUAAUUUCUGUAAAAAAUCGUUUUCUUCUAUUGUUUAUUUGUAUUUUGACAUUAUUUUUUUCAAUAACAAUUAUUGAGAUGAUCAUCUAUUAAAUUAGCGAAGCGGCCUAUAAUUUGUUGAUCGUUAUUAAAGGGUGACUAAAAGGACAAUUAGUUAACAGCAGUUAAGCCAAUUAAAUUAAUGUCAAAGAGCCAAGUUAGUUUUUGAACGUGUAUGAACACUGUAAUACGAACGACGGUUAACGUUUUCGCAACUCUUACAGUGUAAACUGGAAAAUAGAUAGUUAUCAACUUUGACAGCUAUUUAAUUGGCCCAUUUGAAGAUAAGAUAUAUUUCAAUAUUUUGAUGACUAUCGCGAAUGUUAGUAGACUUCAGUGCUGCAUACAGUAAAUUAUUUAGUACCUGUGUUAUAUAGUAAAGUAUAUAAAAAAUUCAUUAAUGGAACCAAUUUUGUUUUACAGAAAUCAGUAAACUAAACAAAAUUGACUUGUUUAAAAAUAGUGCUAUCCUUUUCUAUGUCUAGCAUUGCAGACAGCACUUCUGUUAGGUCUGCCUAUUAAUUUAGUUUAGUUUGAAAUUUGCAAUACAACAGAAUUGGCACCAAUGAAACUAAAUUGCCUGUAAACUUUAUUCGUUCUCUGAUAUAAUGGCGCUUCCAUUCCGAACGCGGCAUAUUGUAAUAAAAUUUAGACACUAUUAAAAAAAAAAGUUGUGGGAAUAUUCUUUCCUAUUUUUAUCGCUAAAUACACUGGCAAUACGCUUGUAAAAUAAAUAAAGUAAUUAACAAAUUGAAUUUAGUUAAAUAAUUUUAAGGUUUAUUUAUUUUCUAUGAUUGGAAUUAAUAAAAACAUUCAGUACUUACGGUAAACUUACAAACUAUUGGUUAAACUAUUCUCGCCAAUAAAUGAUUUUAAACAUAUGCUUCAUUUUGUAAUAGAAAACAAAUUUAUACCAUUAGUAACUUCACUGAUGGCAUUUCUGAUAACCUUUUUAGUCAGAAACGAAAAUUUCCAAUAAUUUACCUAUAUAUUAUUAUGGACUCUACACGCCUAAUUCGGUUUUAAUUCUAUAGGCUUAGCUGUCGGCUUUGGUGUGUAGACUUAAGAUUAAGAAAACAUAAUUUACCAAAAGCACUGUCAUCAGCAAAGUUACUAGUAUAGGCCACCGCCCUUAUUCGUUGUGACAGUCGUGAUUGCAAUUUAUAACGCCAAUAAAUAAUCAGUUUCACAUGGUGUGUAAAAUUUAACGCCACCUUGGAUUUCCAGCCCCCGAACGAAAAAACAUAGAAGUCGUUCUGUUAUGCUUCUAAUCUUUUUUCGUUCGCUGGUUCCAGCCAAGGCCGUAGAUAGGAAGUCUAUUUCAUUAAUUUAAUUUAUUAAGAUUUCCCUCGUGCCUGAAAACAUCCGACCUUUGAACUACAUACUUGAUGUAGUCCAAUGAUCAUUCGAGGGCAUUUCAGUAGGGAUUUCAACUCUCAUAACUGACCGCCUUUCUACAGCCUUGUUUUCAGUGUAUAAACAAUAUUAGGCUGGUGAAGAGUGUAAUCGAAAGUUAGGGAAUCAGGGCAUAAGUUUUUAAAAAAUAAAAAUAAAUAUUUUAAAAUAUAAUAAAACUACAUAGUUUUCAACAAACGAAAAUCAGGGCAUUUUUGAAUUAUUGUAAUUAACAAUUUUUCUUAAUUUAAUAAUUUAAACAUUUUUGAAAGAAUUUUGAAUAAAAUAAAUAUUCUUCUGCUUUGCUAGAAAUAGUGUAACUCAUAUGUUUAUUUUAAAGAAGUGAUAAUUUAAUUACAUGACUUAACUUUAAAAUGUCUCGUAGUUUUAUCAAGUGUACACAUUUAUUUAAGUCUUACAAAAAAUAUCAAGUUUCUAUAACUUUGUAUAGAAUUCGCGGGUAUUAAAGAACUAUAAUGAACACUACGAUUUCAAUAAUAUCGUUUUGUUUUGUGAUUUUUGUAACUUUUAUAAUGGUUAUUUUUUUCGAAAUAAUCUGAGAGAGUUCUCAGGUUUCCAUUUUAUAAUUUGGUAGAUCAUAAAUACAAAUUGAUUUAUCUUUCAGGAUACCUAGCUGUGCCGGCCACGCUUCGCUAUCUCCAUUUUUUGUAUACCAACAUUCAUUUCAUCAUUUGAAACUCCAAACUUGUUAAAUGUGUACGCGUAUGUCUGUAUAAACCACAUUUGAUACUAUAUAAAAAUAAAGUUUAAUUUUAUUAUUUUAAUGUUACUAGCAUAUAACGUCAUUCCUACAGCACAAACUGUGUUUAUCUACUCGAGUAUUUUAAAGUAUUAAUAUUUUUUUUUUUACUUAAUUAAUGCAGCUAUUAAUUUUAAAAUAAAAUAAAAAGUUUUAAAACUAGACUUAUGUUACGACAAAUUUAUAAUUAUUUUUUUAUCUGUGCAACACAGAUAUUCUACGAAAUAGACAGGACUCUUUAAAUUAUUGUAAAUCUAGUUUUAGUAAGUAAUUCUGCCAAGAUAUGUUUUUUGUAACCUCUACUCUACUGCCACACACAUAAGGUCGAUGUUUGAAAGCGAAACAUAUUUUGGUGGCGCGCGGCGUGUAUGAGAAUCUACUAUAGUUUUAUGUUGUGUGAAUUGGUUGAUUUUAACUAUAAAAUGGAUAUAUAAAUUAUAUAUACGAAUAAAUAAAUAAUUUUUGAAGCACUC